CAGAAACGAAUCUUGCGUUCGGCCGGUUCCUGAACCCCGCGACCUUCGGACGCGGGUUUCCCCCCAUAACGUUUUCGAAAUGCGCCCCCCUAAAAAACGGCGAGUCCUGCCGGAGGAGAGGACCUGGUUAUCGCGUUAAUCGCGUCUUGUGCUUUCCUCGAGCAGUAUAUCCUAUCCCAGCAAAUUGUUGUGAAAUUGUGCUUUUGUCACUAGCUUGGGCUUACAUUUUAUCCAAUCAAGAUGACGACACAUCUAAUUAUGUCCAACCCAUGGAGUCAAAACAACAAUUUACAGAACAAAAAACUCCUCAAUGAAAAGAACUCAUACAUAAUACAAGAUUUGUUUAAAAUAGCUGCUAAAGAACUGCGAGAAGAUGAUACUGUCCGAAGGCAAUGCCUGGCCCAGCUGAGAGAGUGGAUUAAACAAAAUCCCGACAUUGAAAAUUGCCUCACUGAUGAAAACUUUCUACUUCGGUUCCUUCGAGUGAAGAAGUUCAGCAUUCCGAUGGCACAACAAUGUCUUCUAAAGUACUUAAAUUUUAGAAAAAGGUUCAAGUACUUCAUGUAUGAUAUGGACUACAAAGAUCCUAAGGUUAAUGAGCUUAUAACCAACGGAUACAUUUACGCUAGCCCAAUCAGAGAUUCUAAAGGCAGAAGAGUAAUAAUUUAUGAUUUAAGUAAAUUCGACCCUCACAAAUACAGUAACGCAGACAUGACCAGAGCUCAUGUGAUAACUUACGAGACUCUUCUAUGCGACGAUGAAAAUCAAAUAUUGGGGGUGAAUCAUGUGGCCGACGUUUCUUCAGUCAAUCCAGCAUUUGCUACUCUGUUUUCGGUCAAUGAAUUCGCCACCUUGGUGAAAUGGGGAGAGCAAUCCAUGCCACUUAGACACAAGGAAAUUAAUUUCAUCAAUUUACCAACUGCUUUGGUAUACGUGUACAACUUCGCAGUGUCCAGAAUGAGCCCUAAAUUGAAAGAAAGAUGCAAGAUACACUCAUCUAUGAAGGAUAUCGUAAAGCACGUGGACAAACAGUGUUUGCCGCUUGAGUUUGGCGGAGAUAUACCCAGUCAAACUAUGAUCGAGCUGUGGAAGGAGGAACUGGCUGAGAAAAGGCAAAGGUUGUUGUCAUUUGACACGAUGAAUUUAAUCAGUGCGGCUGGAAUAAUCACCAGUAAAAAUUCACCCACAAAUGAUGACACUGGAAUCGGAAGUUUGCCAGGCAGUUUCAGAAAAUUAGAGUUAGACUAAGUUGCUUGAAAAUUUAUUAUGUUAAUUGGUUAAGGCUUAAAAAAUACCAAUUGUUCAAAAUUAAGACUUAAGUAUUUUUAUGUAAGAUGAAUUAUAAUGUGAUUAUAAAAUUUAGAUUUAUCAGUAAUUACGAUUUGUAGAAAUUUUAUAUAAUGUAAUGUAGGUAAUAUAAGGAUUUAGAAUUUUAAGUCAGUUAUACCACAAUAUCAUCACAUUAGAAUUUGGUAACUUAUAUUAUCCCAAAUAUAAAUUGUUAAUUAUUGAAUUAAAUUUAAAUUAAUAAUUUAGAAUUGGUUAUUCUA
Aethina tumida (small hive beetle) is the source of this 1550-nucleotide messenger RNA. RefSeq names its product retinaldehyde-binding protein 1 (gene Cralbp). Gene Ontology annotation, molecular function: phosphatidylinositol bisphosphate binding. Bases 241 to 1248 code for a protein of 335 amino acids. Gene Ontology annotation, cellular component: membrane. The record is from RefSeq and is a predicted model, not a curated record. NCBI's taxonomy places the organism in Eukaryota, Metazoa, Arthropoda, Insecta, Coleoptera, Nitidulidae. The transcript has 7 exons.